CCGACUUCAUCCACCGUUGAAGAGGCAUAAUGAAAACAGCGCUCUGCUUAGUUUUCCUGCUGGUAGCAGCAGCGGCUGCCAGUGAGAAGAAGACGACAGAAAGCAAAGCUGAACCCCUAGAGAAGAAAUUGGACAAACGUGGUCUCCUGAACCUCGGGUAUGGAUACGGUAUUGAUGGUCUUGACGUUGGCUACAUCGGACACGGACAAGGACUCGGAGGCGCCUACAACUACGUAGACGGAGGCUACUCCUCCGGCUACGGCCUCAACUUCGGUGGACAUACCGACGUCACCAAGACCAUCACCCUCGUCAAAGGCGUCCCUGUACCUUACGCCGUCGACAGACCCGUUCCAUACCCAGUUGAGAAGCACGUGCCUUAUCCCGUCAAGGUAGCCGUGCCCCAACCCUACGAGGUCGUCAAACACGUGCCAUAUCACGUGAAGGAGUACGUUAAGGUUCCCGUCCACGUUCCCGCGCCAUACCCAGUCGAAAAGAAGGUGCCUUAUCCCGUACACGUACCAGUUGACAGGCCUUACCCCGUCAAGGUGCUCGUGCCCCAGCCCUACCCAGUCGAGAAGCACGUCCCCUACCCCGUCAAGGUUCCAGUGCCCCAACCUUACCCCGUGGAGAAACACGUGCCAUACCCCGUCGAAGUUAAGGUGCCCGUACCGCAGCCCUACCCCGUUGUGAAGCACGUCGGUGUCCCCGUCAAGGUGCCCGUCGACAGGCCCUACCCCGUGCAUGUGCCUGCUCCUUACCCCGUCGAGAAGCCAGUGCCUUUUGCUGUCCCAGUUGAGAAGCCAGUGGCCUACCCCGUCCAUGUUCCUGUCGACAGGCCUUACGCCGUGCACGUUGAGAAGCCCGUGGCCGUUCCCGUAAAGGUGCCAGUGCCCCAACCCUACCCCGUGUACAAGCACGUGCCGUACGCGGUCGACAGGCCAGUCGCCGUUCCCGUCAAAGUGCCCGUUGACAGGCCCUACCCCGUAACUGUUGAGAGGCACGUGCCCAUAACAGUCGAGAAGCCAGUCCCGGUACCAGUGAAGGUUCCCUACCUCGUCAGCGACCACCACGACCAUCACGACCACCACGACCAUUACAGCCAACUCAGCUACGGCGGUUCGUACUACGGCCACUAAAUUAAUUAAUUUUAGUCACAUCGUGUUCAUUCGUAACUAUCGAAAUUAUUUAUGAAUAUCUCGCCUAGCACAGCCGGGCCAUCAGCAAAAUUCGAUCCACUAUCUUUUAAAAUGUAUAUUUUUUUUAUUUAUGUCAUGUAUGCAGAGAGAUGCACGUGUACGUAGUGAUAUAAAAGGUUACCAUUUCUAGUUUUAAGUCGAAUGUAAAAAGCUAUGAGUAAUAAAAGGUAAAUAAACUUU
Molecule: messenger RNA, 1376 nt
Organism: Bombyx mori (domestic silkworm)
Lineage: Eukaryota; Metazoa; Arthropoda; Insecta; Lepidoptera; Bombycidae
Gene: CPG13
Product: cuticular protein glycine-rich 13
Source: RefSeq, marked provisional